This is a messenger RNA of Ilex paraguariensis (yerba mate), 306 nucleotides long. The record is from the annotation of a GenBank genome assembly. NCBI's taxonomy places the organism in Eukaryota, Viridiplantae, Streptophyta, Magnoliopsida, Aquifoliales, Aquifoliaceae.
AUGACCCAAGACCAUACCCCUUGGCAGUGUUUGUGGAGUACUUUAGUAGUGUCAGCUUCGGACCUUCAUUGUUAUAGGCAUUUUAAAGCCAUAGGGAAACUGGAUGAAAGGUCUACACCAAGACAUGAGUUAAUUUUCAAGAUCUUGAUUAUUGAAAUUGAAACUUUAAGGAUGAAUUAUAAUUUUGGUGCAAAGUUUAAGGGACAAAAACUGUCAUUCUACUUAAUAGAACCCAUGGUUUUACUAAGGGAUGAUUCUAUUGUUAGUAAGAGCUUUCUCUUUUUAUGGCAUAUCUUGGCAAAGUAA